AUGUCAAAUCCAUUUUUAGUACCUCAAACUCCACCAAGAUUCAAAUCAAACAAUAAUAAUAAAGUAUCAUUUGAUAAUGAUAGUCAUAUUGAUAAUAAUCAAAAACAUAUGAAUAAUUAUGAAACUCCAAAUAGACCAAAUAAAUCAAUUUUAUUAACUCCUUCAACAAUAAGUAAGAACAAUAAUCAUAAAACUUCUAUAUUUGAUCAACCAUCACAUUUACAUCCACAUUCACAUUCACAUAUAAGGAGGAAAUCUAAUUCAUCAAAUUAUAACAAAUCAUCAUUUCCAUUUACACCAAAAACUCCACAAAAAUCACCUACGAAGUCUCAAAAUCAAUAUCAAACGUCUACAUCAAAUCAUCAUAUAUAUAAUAGGAAAAAAAACUUAAAUGAUAUAUUCUUAGAAUCAUCAUCUAAUACAACUAGUUCAUCAUCUAAUGCUGCAUUACUAACUCCUAGCAAGAAUGAAAAAUUAUCAUUUGGUUUAUUUUUACCAUCACCUUCUACAGUUGGUAAAGGUAGAAAUUAUAAUUCUAUUAAUAAAAAUUUAAAUCAUAGUCCUAUAUUAUUUGAUAAAAAGAAGAUUGAAGAAUUGAAGAAUUUGAAACCUUCAUAUUAUGAAGAAGAGGAAGAUAUUGAUGUAGAAACAGAGGAUGAAAUACUAAAAGAAGAAGAACAAGAUGACCCAGCAGAAUUGAAAAUACCAUCGACUCCUAAAAAACAAUUAAUAGAUGAUAUAAAAGUAAAAGAAUGGCAUGGAAAACUGUUUAAUAAUAAAUUUUUAGAUGAUGAAGAUGAUGAAACUUCAAUAAUGACUUUAGAAGAUACAAAAAAAAUCCCCAAAAUAAAGUUAAUAAAUCCAUUUUUAGAAGAUGAUAAUGAGAAUAAUGAUAGAAAAUUCACUAGUGGGGUCCAUCUCAAUGAUCAACAUUCAUCUAAACAAAAAGACAUAAAUUAUAAUACUCAUAUGGAAUUAAUUGAUAAACAAGGUAAUAAAAAAAUUAUAAAAUUAUCAAAAAAUCAAUUAAAAUAUAAACCAAAAAAAUUAAAUUUUGAAAAUAUUUAA
This is a messenger RNA of Lodderomyces pseudojiufengensis, 1068 nucleotides long. It is a transcript of the gene SOL1, whose product is annotated as Sol1p. Bases 1 to 1068 code for a protein of 355 amino acids. NCBI's taxonomy places the organism in Eukaryota, Fungi, Ascomycota, Pichiomycetes, Serinales, Debaryomycetaceae. The transcript has a single exon. The record is from RefSeq and is a predicted model, not a curated record.